AUGCAGCCUCUCCCUCCAGGCGAAACCGCUCAGUCCCAGGAACACUCUCGAGAGCAUACUCAAGACCAUCUCCAGCGCCCUCAUCAGGAUGUCCGCGAGGAAUCUCCUCAGAACACGCACCUGGACCAGGAACCUCGCGAGAACCUUCCUGUGGUUCCUGUGGUUCCCUUGACUCCUGCCGCACUUACCCAUUUAGCAUGGCUCGCGUAUUUCAUCUCGAUCAUCCUCCCUGUGCUAUGGUUCACCACCUCGUACUUGGCUUCAGCUACUAUCUUUGCAAAUGUUAGCCUCCCUUUGGUCAACAGUACUGCACUCAACACGACUCUGGGGUUCUUCCACCACGAGCCUUCUCUGGAACAUACAUUCACCAACAGGCAAGUCAACGCUAUCAGCGCUGCUCUCUUUGCCCCCAAUGUUGUUUUCGCUUUCCUUUUCAUCCCUGUGAGCAUGGCGUCGGACAAUACCAAUGCUUUCCUAUGGGCUUUCUUCGGCAACUUGCUCACGAUUACGGCCUCGAUCCUUUUCUUGUGCAUACGGACUCCAGUAUCUGUUUUGGUUUCGAGGAACAUCAUGGCGCUUGGCGAGACCAUGGUAUUGCCACAAGGUCUUCGUUUCGCGGCCUCUCUUACCACUGGAAACACCGAAAAGCCGCACAGUGCAGGCAUGCGUACGCUCGCCACGCGUCUCUAUUCCGUGUCCAACAUCGAACUCAAUAUCGUCGGCGUUAUCGCAGGCGGUGUACUGUUGACUCAGCACCCUAACAUCGGCUACAUCAUCUGUACAGCUCUUUCAUGUCUCUCACUUGUUUGUCUUGUUGUUUACGGGCUCACCAAUCAACUGGAAAAUGCUGCUUGGAGCCCGUUUUUCAAUGUCCUUGAGCCCAUGGUUCCGAUCAGCGCUGAGGAGGAGGCUUUUAGGCUUCGAAUCCGCACUGAAGGCCCCACCAUAGCACAAUGGCAGGCCUUACGCAGAGGAGAAUUCCAAACGACCCUCCUCGGUCUAUUUGCCCCUGGGAUUCUGGACAGAUUCAGCGUCAUAAAGUUUGAUUAUGCGGCCGCUCUGCUUGCGGGCCUGUCAAUCUCCUUGUUUGCCAUGGCUCUUGGGCCGAUUGCUUUCGCAGGUGUCGGCCUGCUAGGCCAGGAUACACCUCUUCCUUUGCACUUUCAAAGCCUUUCUGCUUUUGCAUACUUUGGUGCUGUGUGUGCUGGAGCCUGCGGUCUCAGAGUCAUUCAAUUCAACAACCACCCUCGAACACGUGAGCUGGUUCGUGUGCCUCACGCCGGUGAUGAUUCCCCUGCAGUUUACUAUCGAGAGAACUCACUGGUCCCUCCUACCCUCUUCAGCCAGCCUACGGCUGUCACCAUUGUACGCAGGGAGCAACGUAGGUCCGUCCCAGCACCCGUCACCAACACUGAGCAGGGUGUCCAGCCUCAGCUAGAGACUCAACAGGAGGCUCAGCAGGAGGCUCAGCAGGAGGCUCAUCAGGAUCAUGGACAGCACGAUGCUUGGGUACUACCCCAGGAACAGCAUGCCAGGGAGAAUCAGACCUACCAAGCCUUGUUCGCCUCCCUCUUGUCCCUGAUGCUUAGCAUGGUAGCGUUCCUUAGCUGCUUGCCCCUGUUCUUGAGGCUUCUAUCUGAAACCGGCAACAGCCAUGCCCACCUCAUGUGGCUCAUGUUCGUGGCCCCUUUGAUCUACCUCCUUUUUGGCACUUUCACGCAAACUCGAGUAUUCCCACACUCCCGGGAUAUGUGCUUUUACCAAAGACCUCAUUUCUGGCUUUGCACACUGUCAACCCAGCCCCACAAUCAUCUUGCCGUUCUGAACAUGCUCUCUGCGACCAUCUCUUUACUCAUUGCAUCUUUCAAGGAGAUUCCCCUGAGCACCCCUGGCCUGACCUUUCUUCUAUCGAUAUGGAGCCUCAACGUCUUCGGCAAUUUCUCCUUUGUCGUCUGGCUCAUCAGCAACAGACUACAAACGCUGGUAGGGUUAUCGACCGCGCUCUUGGAUGGCGUCUUACAGUUGUCUCUCGAGCUAUCCUUGACCCUGAGCAAGGUCAUGGAUAAGUCCAUCGCCUCGGCGGCCGGACCUACCCCUAUCUUUGAUCUUAUCACUACCUUUUUCGUGUCCAUCCCACGCUUAGAUGUUAUUGACAGCACUCAGCGUGCAUUUGGUAUCAUUAUGUGCCUCCAACUUCUUGCUACCGCCGUGGUGUUCACUGGCCUCAGACUCCCUGCGGAGGCAGGCUCAGAGAUACAGAUCGAAGACCAACAGGGUUCCCAGGGUACCCAGGAUGUCCACGGUGUUCAGAGUGUUCAGGAUGUUCAGGGUGUUCAGGGUGCUAAUCAGGAUGCUCAAGAUACUCCGGCUGUUAGUCAAGGUGCCCAUAACGCUCAGGGGGCCAGUCAGAGUGUUCAGGAUGCCCAGGGUGCUCAGAGUGCCCAGGGUGCUCAGAAUUCUCAGGAUACCAGUCAGGGUGUUCAGGAUGCCCAGGAUUCUCGGAAUACUAGUCAAGGCACCCAGAACGCUCAGAGUGCUGCUCAAGGCACCAUUCAGCAGGUUACUCAGCAGGGUACCCAGCAGGGCGCUCAGAGCGACAUGAGGAUCCGAGUACUCGAGCCACAAGUGGGAGACCUUCAGCAGCAACAACCCCGCGGUCAACUCUCGACCGCACUCGCUCCUGAUCCUAUCGUCGAUACCAGCAACCGUUCCGCAAUCGCUCAUGAGCUGAUCCCUGUCACGCCCAAGACCGCUCAAGGCUUGACUCGUCAAGGCGAAUCGCCCCAGUCUACCCGUGAACAGCACAGUACCCCUGGUGGCGGCUCAGCUGUCAAUCCCCGCGAGUUUUAA
This is a messenger RNA of Aureobasidium pullulans EXF-150, 2850 nucleotides long. RefSeq lists its product as uncharacterized. The record is from RefSeq and is a predicted model, not a curated record. NCBI's taxonomy places the organism in Eukaryota, Fungi, Ascomycota, Dothideomycetes, Dothideales, Saccotheciaceae. The coding region runs from base 1 to 2850 and encodes 949 amino acids. The transcript has a single exon.